AUGUGCGGCUGCGCAGUAGUGACUGGGCGCGGGCGAGUGGGAGGGGGUGUUUUGGUUCUCGCCGCUCGCCGUCCUUUCCAGACCUGGCGGUAGGAAACCUGCUUGUUCCUGCUUUUCCUUUCCCUUCCCUUCCCUUCCCCUUCCCCUUUCCCAACCCAGAUUUUCCCUCCUUCCAUUUACGCGCCUCAUUUUGAUCGGCUGCUGCCCGGGAUCCGGGCCAUUUUCCGGGCCGGGCGCACGAAAGCGCGCGGCCCCAGGGCCCGGUACAUGACCCGCCGUCCUGCCGCCCCUCGCCUCCUCCGCCCCAUGUGGCUGCGGGGCCACGGCGGCGCUGCCCACUAUGGCCCGGAAAGCAGUUAGCAGGAAGCGGAAAGCGCCUGCCUCGCCAGGAGCCGGGAGCGACGCUCAGGGCCUGCAGUUUGGCUGGGAUCAUUCGCUGCACAAAAGGAAAAGACUCCCCCCAGUGAAGAGAUCCCUAGUGUACUACCUGAAGAACCGUGAAGUCAGGCUACAGAAUGAAACCAACUACUCUCGGGUGUUACAUGGUUAUGCAGCACAACAACUUCCCAGUCUCCUAAAGGAGAGAGAAUUUCACCUCGGGACCCUUAAUAAAGUGUUUGCGUCUCAGUGGUUGAAUCAUAGGCAAGUGGUGUGUGGCACGAAAUGCAACACGCUCUUUGUUGUGGAUGUCCAGACAGGCCAGAUCACCAAGAUUCCCAUUCUGAAAGACCGGGAACCUGGAGGUGUGACUCAGCAGGGCUGUGGUAUCCAUGCAAUUGAACUGAAUCCUUCUAGAACACUCCUAGCCACUGGAGGAGACAACCCAAACAGUCUUGCCAUCUACCGCCUGCCUACGUUAGAUCCUGUGUGUGUGGGUGAUGAUGGACACAAGGAUUGGAUCUUUUCUAUUGCAUGGAUCAGCGAUACUAUGGCAGUGUCUGGCUCACGGGAUGGGUCUAUGGGACUCUGGGAGGUGACAGAUGAUGUGUUGACCAAAAGUGAUGCAAGACAUAACGUGUCACCCGUCCCUGUGUAUGCUCACAUCACUCACAAGGCCUUAAAGGAUAUCCCCAAGGAGGAUACAAACCCGGACAACUGCAAGGUGCGGGCUUUAGCCUUCAACAACAAGAACAAGGAGUUGGGAGCAGUAUCACUAGAUGGCUACUUUCAUCUCUGGAAGGCUGAAAAUACAUUGUCUAAGCUCCUUUCCACCAAAUUGCCAUAUUGUAGAGAAAACGUGUGUCUGGCCUAUGGUAGUGAAUGGUCAGUGUAUGCGGUGGGCUCUCAAGCGCAUGUCUCCUUCUUGGAUCCACGGCAGCCAUCGUACAACGUCAAGUCUGUCUGCUCCAGGGAGCGAGGCAGUGGAAUUCGAUCAGUGAGCUUCUAUGAACACAUUAUCACUGUGGGCACAGGGCAGGGCUCCCUGCUGUUCUAUGACAUCCGAGCUCAGAGAUUUUUGGAAGAGAGGCUCUCAGCUUGUUAUGGGUCCAAGCCCAGACUCGCAGGGGAGAAUCUGAAACUAACUACUGGCAAGGGCUGGCUGAAUCAUGAUGAAACCUGGAGGAAUUACUUUUCGGACAUUGAUUUCUUCCCCAAUGCUGUUUACACCCACUGCUACGACUCGUCCGGAACGAAACUCUUUGUGGCAGGGGGCCCCCUCCCUUCUGGGCUCCAUGGAAACUAUGCUGGACUGUGGAGUUAAUGACAACUAACUUUCUCCCAAAAUGCAGAUUUACACUAACUUCCACCCUCAGUUUCCUUGUUUGGUCUUUUGAUUUCCCCAGCUGUGGAAGGCUCUCCUAUUUACGCAAACACAGUGUGCCCAUGGUUCAGGCAGUUACUAGGAAGAGACUCUAUGCAGAAAUCCAAAAGCUGGGACGGUCUUAGUUGGUUGGUGGCUUGUUGUUCUGGGUUUUUUGUUUGUUUUCAGUUUUCAGUAAUUAGAAUUUUACUUUCCCCCUUUUUUGCUUUCUCAAGCAAACACUGUUACAAAUCCCUCUUUUUAUUUUCCUCAAGUGACAACACUCUCCUUCCUCUGGCUUCUUUACACUGAAAUGACAAAGUCAUUCUCACCCUUACUUCACUGAGGUAGGGCCCCUUUAUAAUUGUGUGGUGGCUGUCCAACUUUCUGUGAAAGUGUGGGAGCCUUGUGUGUGUGUGCAUGUGUGUCUGUGUGUGUGUGUCUGCACGCACAUGAGUGUGCGUAAACUUGUGUGCCUGGUAGUGCUGCAUCACUGAUACUACUUGGAGUGAGGAUGAUCUGUAAUUAAAGUAUUUAUAAAAGAAACAACCUUACUCAGAGUCCAGCUUUGGGACUAGCCUGUAUCCUUCUUAAGGUCUGACAUUGUAGGAAGAGAAACAAACACACCAGAAAAACCCUUGAGUUAGAGUAUCAGGGUGGGAGAGGAGGCUGUAUCCCAGGACUCGAAACUGAUCCAGGCCUACUGUGCUUCCCACCUGUGUAUACCCAAGCAAGAAUGCCCACGUAUACGUUACUUCCACUUCCUAACCUUCUGUCUGCUCAGCCCAGACUGCUUUGCUAACGUGUGCAUCUGGGGACUGCAGGCAACUUCACAGUCCAGGUAAAGACAAUCCUCUCCACGGUCUCCUGCCUCUGACAGGGUCUAAUCUGGCCAAGAGCAGGCAGUCUCAAGCCCGACAUGGUGGCCAUUCAUGACUUCCAGGAGAAACGUUUCCAUUCUUGGGGUUUUGCUGGUAUUUUCUAAUUUGUUCUGUCCAGGAAGGCGUGGUUUGUAGUGAGUGCUUUGUGUGUGAGACCUGUUCUCUCAGUGCAGCAGGGCUUAGUGUUGGAAGUCACCCUCCUGCUCUGUUGGCUCAUUCCUAGGGUAGUGACAGGUGGCUGUGCCAGCAUCACUGCAUGUGACAGCGUAGAUAGGAUUGGUAAUUUGCUUGUUCCUCUCAAACUAUUUAGUGUGAGGUUUUGUUUUUUAACUUGAAGGCAACUGACUGUCAAGGCAGUUGUUGUCUUUCACACAUCAUGUGGAAAGGAAGCUCUCUCUCCCCACCCUGGUACUCGGAGACCUGCAGUGCUGCCCCGCAGCACCUGUCCUGAGAAGUGCAGUCACGGGCCUGCACCCAGUUUCUUGGUUGCUCCCCAGUUCUUCCAUUUUCUCUUUGUGUCAAAAGAGUAUUCUUGUAAUGGCAGGGACUGCUGGGGAGGGAAGCGGCAGGCCCACCAUAGGACACAGCAUAUGCCACAGGUUUUAGAAUAAUCAUCCUAUAAUCUAGAGAAAUAGGUGCUAUGAACAGGAAAUUAAGCAAAAUGCUGGAUGCUGUGAAUCUUUUGUCUUAAUUUUUUUUCUAUUCUUAAACUACAGGCUGUAGAUGUCUUAGUUCUCACAGAACUUCUGUCUUUUUAAACUGACUUGUGUGUUUUAAAAAAACAAAACUCUUGUAGGAUGUUUUGUGCCAUUGCCAGACCGUCUCCUGUGAUGCUUUUGAUUGUCUUGAGAUUUUCUGUUUUUUAAAAUGUAGCAUUUGACUUUUUUGCCAAGGAAAAAUAAAUACUAUCCUAGAGCAGA
Molecule: messenger RNA, 3542 nt
Organism: Grammomys surdaster
Lineage: Eukaryota; Metazoa; Chordata; Mammalia; Rodentia; Muridae
Gene: Dcaf12
Product: DDB1 and CUL4 associated factor 12
Exons: 9
Coding region: 341-1702 (453 amino acids)
Cellular component (GO): Cul4-RING E3 ubiquitin ligase complex
Molecular function (GO): protein binding
Source: RefSeq, a predicted model, not a curated record